UUAAACAUAGCGAAUUUGAUCUAUAAUCAUCACUAAAUUUUUAAAAUAAUCUAAAUUUUUCAAAAUUAUUAAAUAUAAUUAGUUUAUAAAAGGAAAAAAAAAAGAUUGUUGGACCUUACAUUUUUAAAUAUCUAUACUUGUAGAAACCAUGAAUUGACGAUCACAAUAUAUCGUAAAAUCUUCACAAAUUAAUAUUAUUAGGACCAUGAAGUUUUAUUUCUUAUGGAGAUAUUAAUUAACCCAUAAAUCAAUAUUCCAUUUGUUUUUGGAAUUCAAAGGCAUGGUAAAAUGAGUAAAUGUAAUAAAAUGGUACAAAUUGCAUAGAGUAAUUUUGGGGAUUGAAAGCAAAAACCCCUAUAUCCAAAGCAACAUCCCCAAUUUUCAGAAGCCGUGCCGUCUUGGGAGUUAGCAUUUACCAUAUUAUGCUACAAAUUGCAAACUAAAACUUGAUGUAUACUUCAUCUCUUCUGACUUUUUUUCACUUUUUUCUCUAUUAUUUCAACAACUCUCUUCUUUUCUGCUUCCCUAUACAGUUCCAUUUCUCCAUAAUCUCUCUUCAAUUUUGUAAAAUUGCAAUUUUUAUUUUUCUAGGACCGCCGAGUUGAUUACCCUAAUUACCAUUAACAUCAAACAUCCAUUACAAAACGUCCAAAUUCUGAUUAAAUAACAAAUAAAUUUGAACAAUUACUAUGACCUCUCUUACAUUUAUUAUAAUUUAUAUUUACAUCCCUUGUUUCAGGAUCAAACGAUAAGAUCAAACCAUAAUCCCUUAGUUUGAAUAACAUAAGCAAUUAAAGUGUUAUGUUAGAAUUCUAUGAUUUUUGUCAUUAGAAAUUAGUACCAUGUACACAAUUUUAUUCCUUUAUUUUACCUUUUUGAUACUUUAGUCCAUUUCUUUUAAAUUUUUCGAACAAUUUAGUCUCUUAUUUUUUAUGCAUCUCGAAUAUAAACUCAUAAAAUUCUAACAUAACACUUUAGUUGUCGUCGUUUGAUCCAGAAGGAUGCAGGCGUGAAUUAUGAUAAAUGUCAUGAGUGUCAGAGUAAUUUGCUCAAUAACUUUCAAUAUGAUAUGUAAGAGGCGAAAAUGCAGUUUUUUUUAACCACUAACUCAUCAGAUUUUAUAAAGAUAAGAAACUAAUUUCAUGGAAUUUCACACUUCAUUGGCCAUGCUAAUUUAUGCAAAGUCUAUAAGUUGAUGAAAAAGGUUGUCGAGAAAAGAAGAGAAUGGUAAGUGUACCAUAAUGUACUGGCCGAGGCAUAUGACUGGCACUAGAAAAUUUAAGCUCUCAUCACUCGAGAUACGUUGUUGAUGCCUUAAUUUUUGGAUUUUGAGUUGUUCACUCGUGUGCAUCAUAUUUGACUGCAAUAAACAAAACAAUAUUUACAUAAUAUAUAUCUAUAAAUACAACAACAUGAAUGAAUGAAUAAAAAAGCAUAUAUAAAAUUAAAAUUCUACAAUUCUAUUCCUACUGCUCUAGAAGCUUUCAUCCCGGUUUUUACUUCGAGAUGGGGUUCGAGCAUUUAUGAUCAUUGAAUGAUAUAAAUGAGUUGAGAAGCACAUGUUUGUAUUUAAAGUAAUACCGCUGUCAACGAUUUCGCUACAACUGAUAUCCAACCUGUUGGAUAAUUUGCAUGAGCUAUUUUAAAUGGAUGCUACAAGCUCAAAAGCCAGUUCCGUCGCCUCAAGUCCGUUUCCUUCGCCUAACAUUGGAGCUUUACUCAAGAUUAAGAUCAUUUCAUGGAGCCAAGAGACUGGUUUACCUGUUGCAGUUAGCGUUCGAGUUGGUGAAAGAAUGUUCAACCUUCACAAUAAUCCUUUAUCUUCGAAAAGUGGAUAUUUCAAGAAACGAUUGAUCGAGACAACAGAGCUUGAACUGCCACAAGAGUUUCCUGGAGGGCCGGAAAUCUUUGAGAUGAUUGCUUUACUCAUAUAUGGUUCUUCGACAUUGAUUGACCCUUUCAAUGUAGCAGCCCUGAGAUGUGCAGCGGAAUUCCUUGAAAUGACAGAAGAGUACAGCUGCGGUAAUCUAUGUCAGCGUCUCGAUCUUUAUUUGAAUCAAGUUGUAUUGCAAAGCUGGGAUGAUACCUUGAUAGUUCUCCAGAGAUGUCAAACACUACUUCCAUGGUCUGAAGAGCUUCUGAUUGUUGGCCGCUGCAUCGAGUCACUAGCCUUCAUGGCUUGCAUGGAAAUUCUUGAUCCAGAGCGAAGAAGGGACAGGCCAGUUAUUACAUCGGAGGCGUUAAAUGGCCAAGCUUGGAGUUGCGAAACAGCCAAGGAGAUUGUUAUCCAUGAUCUUUGGAUUAGAGACUUAAUUGCGCUGCCAUUUGAAUUCAUCAAAAGAAUUAUAGGAUCCUUAAGACGCCAAGGAAUGAAAGAAAAAUACGUCGCUCCAAUCAUAGUUUUUUAUGCAAACAAAUGGGUUCUAUCUAAAAAGACAAUACAAUUUUGGGAGAGUUCUGGAGAUAGACAUAGCGAUGAAGCAAAUAACAGAGUUUCACUUAUACUGCAGGGUAUUAUUGACUUGUUGCCAAGGAGAGAGAAAGCUAGAAGAGUGAUUCCUGUUGGAUUUUACUUAGCAUUGCUUUCUAGAUCUUUUGAGAUUGGGUUAAAAAGUGAAAGCAAUGCAAAGUUGCGAGAUCAGAUUGCUUCUCUGUUACCCUUAGCUCAAGUGGAAGAUUUUCUAAUUCCGAAAAGUGGGAUACAUUCGAUUUCUUCUAGCAUGGAGUUGACUACCAUGGAAAGCAUAUUUUCUACAUAUGUGUCAUCUAACAUGGAUAUAAACAACACUACUUCGCUAGGAAAUUCGACUAUUGCAGAAUUAUGGGAUACAUACCUCUCUCUUAUUGCUUCUGAUCCAAAAAUGAAGCCCGAAAGAUUCGUAGCACUCGUCGAAACAGUACCAAUAUCAUGCAGGCAGAGCCACGAUCAACUGUACAGAGCAAUGAGCACUUUUCUGCAGGCACACCUAGAUGCAUCGCAAAAAGAAAAGGAAUUAGUCUGCAAAUACCUCAAUUGCCAACUACUAUCCCAAGAGGCAUGCAUUGAAGCAGUUCAAAAUGAGUUGAUGCCCUUACGAAUGAUCAUCCAAGCUCUCUUCGUUCAACAGCUGAAUACACAUCAAGCUUUCAAAGAUUGCUCAGAUUCCUUUAGGUUUCCAAACUGCGGAGAAUUCUCAGGAAGCCUUCCAAGCUCAAGGUGUCCAAACUCCAAAAGCGAAAAUUUAGCUGAGACUACUAGCCCGUAUAGUGAAGGAGCAGAGCCAGCAAAUAGAACGUUGAGCUUUUUGCUGCAAAAAGAUGUUGCAGCACAGAGAUACGAUUUAUCAAGAAAGGAGUAUGAAUCUACGAGCUUUAGAAUUCAGAGCCUUGAACAAGAGCUGCUGUCCUUGAAAAAGAGCCUUCAAUUGCAGAGUAGACCAAAGAGAGCAGAACCAGCGCCAAUCAAACCGCAAACCAUCAAGCCAUAUGGAAUGGAAAGCAGAUCUCUAAGCAAGAAGAGGAACCCACUUGUACAAACUACUGGUUGCAUUGGUUCUGUGAAUUUUGCUUCACACAGAAAGUAUGCUAAUAGGCUGCUCAAAAUUAUCCGCCGGUUCAACUUGUUUGGAAGUAGAAAAACUAAGAGAAAGCACAGUACAUCUGGGCUGGUAGACAAGUCUGCAAAGUAAAAAAAAAAAAACACAAGCAGCAUUUGUAUGUAUGACAAGACAAGUAAAUGAAAAUUACAUAAGUUGUAUAGCUGCAGUUCAAUAUAUUAAAGAGCAGACACCAAUUCCUGAUGAGAAAGUAAAGAGCGAGAUCAUCCAAAAAGUAGAAUGGCAUAAAAUAUGAGCAUGACAGAAGCCAUCGGUUCAGUUUUCAACCAUAUAUAAGACCAAUCACAGUUUGGUACUAACUGGGGGCAUUCAAAUUUAAGAGACGCGCUGGUAAGAGAGGAAGAAGAAGAGACUUUGCAAGAAAGACAUGAGCACUUAAGAGGCAACGGAUAGUAAUUAGUUCAAAUGUAAUGAUUAAUCGUUUCUCUAUUCCUAACCAACACUUCACAUGAAAUCAGAAUCACUCAAUGUUGCUAUCAAGUUUCUUGACCAAAAGGACUAAUAGCAGCACAAUACACUUGUUCUACAAAUAUUCAAUGUACCACCAAUACCAUAAUUUAUAUAUAGCUACAGAAAAGAUAA
Messenger RNA from Mercurialis annua (annual mercury), 4178 nucleotides. RefSeq names its product BTB/POZ domain-containing protein At5g48130. The transcript has 4 exons. NCBI's taxonomy places the organism in Eukaryota, Viridiplantae, Streptophyta, Magnoliopsida, Malpighiales, Euphorbiaceae. The record is from RefSeq and is a predicted model, not a curated record. Gene Ontology annotation, molecular function: protein binding. The coding region runs from base 1647 to 3668 and encodes 673 amino acids.